AUCGAUAGUUCCCUCUUGCAGGGGAAAUCAAAUGGUUACUGUUUUCAAACAGUAGCGGCUGCGAAUCGAAAUUUGACCUGUGUAUACGACGAUAAGUUUGUGAGUUGAUUUCGAAGACGAUGGACAAACGGAGUUAUCUGCGUUCUUUGUCAAGAUAUUAUUGAAUGUUCGGCAGGUCUUGAACAGAUUUUGAUGGGCCGCGGUCGUUUUCUUGUUUUCGGGACUGGCGGUUGGCAACGACGCGUCCAACGUAUUUCGAGGGAUGAAUCGAAUACCACAGGAAGCAUGCGGCCGGAUUCACGCAGCGUUUCGUUCACGUUUCACCGGGAAGUUCUGAACGUCAAAAACUCGCCGGAGAUCACGAAGAAGCUGAGACGACGCCUCCAGGAUCGUUUCGAAAAGACGAAGAAACCCGGGGACACCUGUAAGGAGAAGGUGUCAAAGGAGAAGCAGACAGGCGAUCGUAGCUGGAAUAAUUUGUCCCUCGGGAAUAUGUCGGCGGAUUCGAGGCGUGCUUUGCGAAGUGGAGCCGAGAAAUUAUCCAAAACCAUAUCUUCCGUACGCACAACUUUUGGAACUAUUUCACAGAAGUUCAAGAGUUCUACACGCAGACGUCAAAGACUGGAGGAGCAACAAUCUCCCAACAGCAUUUGUAAAAUGCAAACUCCACAGACUCACUCUCGCCAGCUUCUUGGUAGAACACCAACAAAGCUUUAUAGUCCUUUUGGCAUAGAAUCUCCAAGACAUGCAUGGAAUAAGGAGAACAACGAAACACCAGUGCAUACUCCUCCGGCAAUGAAUGCAAAAUAUAUCCAGUGCAGACCGUUCUGUUUCACCAGGGCUAAAGGAUUCUCUGUGUUGAGAUAAAAUCUCUUCCUCAUCAUUCUUUUUUUUUAUAAAUGUUAUUGAAAUGAUCUCUUUACUUCUCAAGCAAUGCAUUCAGAAUUGCGUGCCUUGUGCAACUUACAAUUGAAUUAUUUAUUCAAUUUUAAUUAAGGUAGUAAUUUACUCCUAACAUAUUCAUAGCCCUUUGGCGCAUUAUCUGUAAUAUCAAGCUGCUUUACAUGUAUAUGCAAUGUAUAAUCUAUUUAUACUUUUUUAUACGUA
Molecule: messenger RNA, 1107 nt
Organism: Frieseomelitta varia
Lineage: Eukaryota; Metazoa; Arthropoda; Insecta; Hymenoptera; Apidae
Exons: 3
Coding region: 193-867 (224 amino acids)
Source: RefSeq, a predicted model, not a curated record